Molecule: messenger RNA, 366 nt
Organism: Sorghum bicolor (sorghum)
Lineage: Eukaryota; Viridiplantae; Streptophyta; Magnoliopsida; Poales; Poaceae
Exons: 3
Coding region: 1-345 (114 amino acids)
Source: RefSeq, a predicted model, not a curated record
AUGGAUCGAAUUGGCUGCUCACCGCCGCCCCCUGCCCAGUCGUCGUCGUCGCUGCUGCCGCCACCGUCCUCCUCAUCCUCCUCCUCCGCCACUUCCCUCACACUACGGCCUUAUCUUGGAUUCCUGCGCACGAGUACCUCCCUGCCCGUCACAGAUCUGGCGGCGGCAGCGGCGACGACGGCGGCGGCGGUGGAGGCUCCAUCCUCGACACCUCUCUGCUCGGUGGAGCUUGGCAUGCAUAUGUUCCAAGACUUGAGAUUCUCACACCAUACUGUUCAAAAGAUGCAUGAGGCUUGCUCAAAGCUGCUAUUGCUAUUAGAGAUUUUGAUCCUGUUAUUUUCCUAAAAAAUGAAUUUUUGUAUGUCA